Messenger RNA from Exophiala oligosperma, 1008 nucleotides. RefSeq lists its product as uncharacterized. The transcript is spliced from 2 exons. The record is from RefSeq and is a predicted model, not a curated record. The coding region runs from base 57 to 398 and encodes 113 amino acids. NCBI's taxonomy places the organism in Eukaryota, Fungi, Ascomycota, Eurotiomycetes, Chaetothyriales, Herpotrichiellaceae.
GCGGAUCUGGGCUUCCCAUCAGUAUUCGCAACCAAAUCUAUUCAACUCACUUCAUCAUGGCAGGCCAGAAAUUGACAGAGCUACGCGGCCUGGUAAUUCGCACCAGAAGUCUAUCUCCAGCUCAAUCCGAAGCAAGUGAUGAGCUCAUGGAGAAAGAUUAUGUACACCAUCAAUCCGAUACUGCGAUGGCGUAUCCCACACUCAACCUGGUCGACCUACUGAAAAACAAUGAAGCCGAUGAAUUGCUUCGAGAUCUCGCCGCUAAAAGUCCGCCAAUUCGAGCUUAUCUCCGAAUGAACUCUACCUCACCAAAUGUCGAGACUUUCCCCGACUUCUGGGACCCUGUAGACAAAAGAGCUCCACGAAGGGUUUCCAGGAGACGGUCGUUCAGCGCUUGAAUAUAUUGAGAUAUGAUUCAAAUCAAUCAGACUGGAACAAUUGAUCGAAGAUAGUCAUCGCUGCCUUCGUGCCUUCAACAAUCGUGGAGAUUGCAAAAUUCUCAAGAUCAUGGAGGUCGCCGUGGCUUUGCCAGAUAUCAAAAUCGUCGAAACCUAGAAACGAGCACCGGUGCUUGAACGAGGACACAUGUUACAGUCGACCCGGGUGAGAAUUUCAGAAGAUCAUGAUUGAUCUUCAGAGGGCUCGUCCAACACCGACAUGACUUGUGGCAAGGUGCAUAGUUAUACGACACGUCGAAGACGCAUGCCAAUCUGCACCUGUUCCACAGUCUCGUCGAUGCGUUCGAAGUAUAUCGUCUUGAUGAAUGAACAUGCUCGAUGCUAGUGCCACAUCCGCUCGAUGCUCCUGCUGAGAUGGCAUGCGGAUAGUGGUUAGAUUCGCAAUAAGUGCUACUACAAAGCAUAAUGGUGGCUCACUGAUGCCGACCGAAGUCAAGGGUUAAGGCCAAGCCGAAAGAUAGCUCAACUAGCGAGCACAAGUCGAACUUACAACAUCGAUGCCUGCAUUCGAUGUUUGCGAAUAGGCGAAUGGAAACCCGUAAUCCACCCC